This is a messenger RNA of Aspergillus calidoustus, 1737 nucleotides long. Lineage: Eukaryota; Fungi; Ascomycota; Eurotiomycetes; Eurotiales; Aspergillaceae. The record is from the annotation of a GenBank genome assembly.
AUGGACGGGCCAGAUCAGAUUGGGCCGGAUUUCAGUCCAAAGCGGACUUUUCGUGAACGCAUACGUCGAACCGUCCAUGUCCUCACCACCAAGGAUGGUCUCAUUGGUGACUACGACUAUGCCUUCCUCUUCACCCCAAGGCUUCCUUUCAUGAAGAAGCAGAAGAGGUCUGCUCCAUUUUUUGGCCUCGAAGAUAAGAUUCCGGUAGCCCUGGCGCUGCUACUAGGAUUACAACAUGCACUAGCGAUGUUGGCUGGAGUGAUUACUCCUCCUAUCCUCUUAGGCGGGUCAGCCGGCGCCAACUUCGGUUCUGAAGAAUAUCAAUACCUUGUCUCGACAUCGCUAAUUGUGUCCGGGCUUCUCUCCGCCAUUCAGAUGUUCCGUUUUCAUGUCUACAGAACACGCUAUUACAUCGGCACAGGCUUGAUAUCAGUAGUGGGCACGUCAUUCGCUACAAUCACCGUUGCGACAGGGACAUUCUCACAGAUGUACUCUACCGGGUAUUGUCCCGUCGACGAGAACGGCACUCGACUUCCGUGCCCGAAAGGAUAUGGAGCGCUUUUAGCGACCUCAUGUCUAUGCUCCCUCCUAGAAAUCGGGCUCUCGUUCAUGAGCAGUAGGCUGCUUAAAACGCUUUUCCCGCCCCUGGUGACCGGCCCUACUGUGUUCUUGAUUGGGGCAAGUCUCAUCACCAAUGGAAUGAAAGACUGGGCUGGUGGUUCUGGAACUUGCGGCAGCAACCCAGGAGGCGGCUCUCUAUGCCCAAGCGCGGACGCUCCCCACGCCCUUCCUUGGGGCAGCGCCGAGUUCAUCGGCCUGGGCUUCCUAGUGUUUGUGACGAUCAUACUCUGCGAGCGAUUCGGAUCCCCAAUCAUGAAAUCUUGCGCCGUCAUUGUCGGCCUGCUAGUCGGUUGUAUCGUCGCAGCCGCCUGUGGCUACUUCGACCGCUCCGGUAUUGACGCAGCCCCCGUUGCGUCCUUUAUCUGGGUAAAAACAUUUCCACUUCACAUAUAUCCGCCACUCAUCCUCCCACUACUCGCCGUAUACAUGGUCAUAAUGAUGGAAUCCAUCGGAGAUAUCACAGCCACCUGCGACGUUUCACGCCUCCAAGUCGAAGGUGCAACCUUCGACUCGCGCAUCCAAGGCGGCGUCUUAGGAAAUGGCAUAACCUGCCUCAUCGCAGGCCUCUGCACAAUAACCCCCAUGUCCGUCUUCGCGCAGAACAACGGUGUCAUUGCCCUGACCCGCUGCGCAAACCGCAAAGCGGGCUACUGCUGCUGCUUCUUCCUCGUGGUCAUGGGCAUCUUCGCCAAAUUCGCCGCUGCCCUCGUAGCGAUUCCUUCUUCCGUCCUCGGCGGCAUGACAACCUUCCUCUUCUCCUCCGUCGCUAUCUCCGGUGUCCGCAUCAUGUGCAGCGUCGACUGGACGCGUCGGAACCGGUUCAUCCUCACCGCGUCAUUUGCAAUCGGUAUGGCGGCGACGCUGGUGCCGGAUUGGUUCUCGUAUGUCUUUACGUACCAAGGUGAUAACCAUGCUCUGCAGGGGUUGCUUCAGGCUGUCGAGUUGGUUAUGGCGAAUGGGUUCGCUGUUACGGGGUUCUUAGGGUUGAUCUUGAAUCUGCUUUUGCCAGAGGACGAGGAGGAUGAGGUUCCCGUUGUUGAGUCGGAUCCUGAAGUUGAGCUUAGAGCGGCGGCUGGGGCUGAGACCUCGUCGGGGCCUGAGGAUUUGAAGAAUUGA